AUGGCUACGAAUGCGCCGAAAGUCAAUCCGCCUUCGACAAGUGCGCUCUCAACGCAGACUGAAGCCGGUGGCCCUGACGAAAAGGAGCUAGAGGGACACGUCGAGCUCGUGAUCGACAACCCGUUGCUUUUGAAAGCAACGGUGUGCUCGGAUCCCAUAACUAUUCACAACGUCACGUGGCAUUUACUGUCCGUACCCAAGCCCGUAACUACCGACGGAAAAACGGAACCCUGGCUAGGCGUAUAUGUACGCUGCACCCCGGAAGCGGUUUAUGACGACGAUUGGGCGUGCACAGCCAGUGUUGCUAUCACCAUCUGUAACAAGAAGCGGCCCCUCAUCCGCCGUAACACACACGCCUACACACGCACCGAACGCGAAUGGGGCUAUAGCACCUACCUCAAGCUCGCAAUCCUACGCGACGAGCAAGAAGACUUCAUCAUUGACGGCAAGCUAAAAAUCACCGCCGAUAUUCGCGCCAGGCCCGUGCGUAGCGAGAAAACACGAGAAAUGUUCGUGGCGGAACUGGAAAAGUGGUUUCAAAUUGCUCAAACGCACAUCGCCAAUGAGCGGUAUGAUUUGGCAAGCCAGGCAAACGAUCAAGGAAUCGCUUGGAAUAAGGGCCGCGACCCAGAAAUGCAGGGUCGUCUAGAGUUGCAGCAGAAGCAGAUCAUACAAUUAAGCCUCGAACAGGGCAUCGAGCGCAUCCAGCAGACUAGCGUUACAGGCGGGAAGUCGGACCGUGCAGCCGUUCGGGCGGCAAUUGGCACGCCCCGCUGCCUGGAGCCCUGCUGUCACAAAAAGGCCACUGCUAAUGCCCAAUUGAAGAGAAAUGCUCUGCGACAUAAGAAGCCGGGGCAGACCGAAAAACCGCCUAGCGCCACAACACGCCAGGAAACUCUACCGGCGACUCCAACAGGGCCGCCACCGAUUCCCAAAUUGGCGAUCAAGAUCACCGGUGAUACGACUGCUACUAUUUCGGCAACGCAAUUGGGGGCUCUGCGAGAAAGGGAUGAGCCAGCCACGCACUCAAAAGCGCAAAAACACGAAGAAAAAACGCCCCAGACGCCCGGAUGCGACUGUUGCCAGAGCCUCGAUGGUGCCGAAAGCCUUGGCGACGACCGGGAGGAGGCAUUGAUUACGAUGUCCGAAUGCUCCUACGAGGAUGAGGAGACCCUCGAAGCCCCUGAUGUCCUUCAAGAAAUCCAGUGUCAACUAGUGGACUUGCUUUCGCAAAUCGAAGAGUUCUACCUUGAGUCGCCGAUGCGACAGACCUUUGGCUACUUGUACAGCAGUGAUGCGUUUCAACGCGGGCUAUCCGAGAGACAAAAACUGAAGCCGGCCAUUGAGACCCGCUCUGACCAGGCAGCUAAUGAAGCUGGGCGGCCGUCACCGGCGGAAACGUCUCUAAGGGGCUGUAUGGAGGUCGAAGAAGGAAUCGCUGAUGCUUUAGUGGUCACCAACUUGCUCAUCAGUGAGGUCAUCAGCCUUAACACCGCAGCCUAUGAUAACCCGGCUUGCACCUACAACGAUGUCGAGGAGGCCUUGGAGGCGUAUCUGGCGGCAAAGAAACGAUUGGAAGAAGAAAAGUCCAAACUGGACAAGCUGCGCUUUCGUUUCAAUGAAGUAAUCGAAAAUAUUCGCGAGAAGAACCGUCAUGGGUGCAGACUAGCGAAACUCAUUGCCGAUGAGGAGGCCGAAAUCCAUCGUUAUCUCGAUCUACUCUUUGACAGCACUCAGAAAGUCAAAAGCCUUAUGAAGGACCUCGAGCAAGCGAGGAAGAAACACAGCGAAGAGCUAAAAACGAUCAAGGCCGAGCACAACUUCCGCACUUCCAAACUGGACGAAGCUAAAGCUGCCAUCGAAGAAUUAGAGAAACAAAGCGCCAGUCUCGCGGUCGAUUCGCACAAGAAACUGACGGCUCUUGCGAAGAAACAUCAAAACGCCCAGCAGAAAACGCGUGAGAUGCAACAAAAGUGCGCCCGGAACAAUGACGCAUUGGCGGAGACGUUAGCGGCACUAAAGCAAGUCGGUCCACGGGUUCAACGUGCGCAGUUAUCGUCCCUGAAAGUUCAGCUUGAAUCCAUGGUUUCACUCCAGGAAAAUCGCUGUGCGGCGGCCACGGAGGAGCUUGUCCGUCUUCUGGAAUACGAGCGCACGGUGCGCGACAGCGAUUUCCGUGGACUCGAUUGGAAGCCUUAUUUGGACAAAUCGGUGAGUGAUUGGCGAGCCUAUGUGGAGCGGCUCGAACAGGCGCUGGCCAAGCUCAAGCAUGAAGGAGAGCAGUUACUUGUCAAGGCUGAGACAAGCACCGUAUCCCUGGACAUGUGCGCAUCACUUGAGCCGCAAGAUCUUCCCCGCCGCCCGGCCACUUUCCGCCCACCACUUCAUUUAGUGAACGACAAUUCUAUCGAUACAACCCGCAAAUCGAUCCAAGCUCAGAAGCUGACCGCCGGACUUCAACAAGCCUACACUCCCUCACCAGAUUCCUCCCCGCUGCCAGGCGAAUGGAUGCAGCCCCCUGGGCCCGGCUAUCCGCGUGUGCCACUGACGAGCCAAUGGACGCAGCCGCUUGGGCCCGGAUAUCCGCGCGUGCUAUCACCACUACCUACGCCAACCCCUGAGGUGCAGCAGGACGAGAACAGAAACAUCGUACCAAGCGCCGCCUUUGGCCCAAUCGGUCCUCCACCCAAGAAGCCACAA
This is a messenger RNA of Mesorhabditis spiculigera, 2700 nucleotides long. NCBI's taxonomy places the organism in Eukaryota, Metazoa, Nematoda, Chromadorea, Rhabditida, Rhabditidae. The record is from the annotation of a GenBank genome assembly.